AUGUUGAAAUCUUACCUGACAUUAUGGAAACAAUUGGAAGUGUCCAAGGCAGAGUGGGGAAGACUCAAACUGAAAGUUGAUGAUAUCAACACAGUUCCACUAUACAAGCAACUUUCUGAAAUAUACAAUGUUGAAAUUCUUUACCCUGCUAUAAGAUCUGUAGCCAUACGUAUGGGUCUGGAAGAUGAAUUCGAAGGUUUUGUCACUACAUCUCAGUGUAUAUUUCCCCUUAAAGAAGCUUCAGAAGCUGAGCUCAAAACACAGCAGCUUAAAAAGCUCUUGGAAAGUCUAGAAAUACAUAUUAUUCACGAUGUGCAAAAGAAAACAAACAAAGAAAUGACAUUGGUUAUAUCUGAAAAAGCAAGAGAAGAGAGAAACCUUCCUACUGAGCUCUGGAAACAUCGCAGCAUGCAAGAAAACUUCUCAGUUACUAGACCAGAAAUAGUCGAGUCAUUUAUUCAGAGGCUAAUGGAAAAUCACCAAGAAACUGAUGCAGAGAUCACCAUUGGAAAAGACCACUUACAGAGAUGCUUCACUGCUCUGGGUUGUGACAUCAUGGCUAGAGAGCGCAGCAACUUUGAGACCUACUCCAUGUUUUAUGAAAAUAUCCUCCAGCAGCAGCAGCGGCUCCUGUAUCAAAAAGAACAAGUAGCAGAACUGAGCCAUGAGAUGAUCAUGGAAAUAACAGCCCUGAGAGCCAGACUUGCUGAUCUACAUAGAGAAGAUUACCACCUCAAAGAACAAAUAAGAAAAGAAGUGCAAGAGAAUUAUAAUGCAUUAGUGCAAAGCUUAUUUCUGAUGUGUUUGCAACUGAAAGGAAAACUCAAUGAGUAUCGCUUAAGCAUCAGUCGACACAUGUUUGAGAUGAUCAGUGAGGUGAGAAGAGACGGAGUGGACAAAAUUAUUGCCCUGAAGAAGAAAUUUGGCUCCACUAAAGACAACAGUGUGCUCAAAGAACAUUUGACUCAACAGGAGCAACUGCAGGAGCUAAGGGAUGAAAACAGCCAUUUGGGGGAGUUGGUGUGCAAACUGAAGACCAUUAGUUGCUGGAAAGAAACAGUCCAAAAAGCAAAACUGUCUGCCUCCCUAAGAGAGAUGGAGAAGGAAUCCCUCUUUUCCCUACUUCCUCGCAUCUCUCAAGCCGAAAUGAACGAAGAUGAGGAGAAACCUGUUCGUAAGACGACGGAGAGUGAGGUUCCUAGCACUCAGACUGAGGUACCGGUGACCACCACACCACCGGUGACUGCCCCAAUACCGACUCAGAGUCUAGGUACUGUGCCGAAGAUGUCAAUGGCCAAGUUGUUCCUGACCCUGCGCGGCCCGCGGCAGCUGGCCAGGCAGUCAUAUCAGCCGGGCAGUUUGCGGUGGGGGCAGUUCAACCCAGACUCAACGGAGAUGUACUCCCUCACUCAGGGGCCACGGAGAGACAGUCGGUUUGAUAUCGGGUUCCAAUCUGAUGCCAGCUUCCUGCCAUUUGGGGGUACCUCGGAGGCAGCAACCGGAGCAUGGGUGACAGGCAGCUCAAAAGCGUGUAGCGGCCCCACAUCUCUGGAGGAGGAGUUUGACUGGGCCCAAUGCCUGUCUCCAGAUGAGACAGGAAUUCGAGGACACGCUCCUGGCCAUACCGGACAUGAUGACAGCAGCCGAGUGGAUGUAAUCACAGCUCGCUUGAGAGGGGCCACGGCCACUUGGUACGUGGGCUUGCACAAUGUGAGGGGCCCGGAGCUGGAGGCCAUUCAAAACAAAAAAGAAUGUCUGAAAUACAAGAUGAUGGCGGAACAAGAGGUCCUCCUAUUUCGUCAACAAUUGAAGGCAGCCAGGAAAGCUCUGGCACAAUCUCAGGCAGAGAAUAAAAGGUUGAAGCAACAACUUGACAAGCAGGACCACUUGCUACAAGAGGCAGAGCACAGGAUGAAUCAAGAAGUCCACAGAAGGCAGAAACUCAAUCAGAUUAAGACAGACAACUUGGAUAGGAUGCUGGAGGAUCUUGGAAAGAGAGAACUGAGACUGCAGUGCCAGUCAGCAGAAGCUGAGAAAUCCUCAAAGAUAAGACAGCUUCAAGAAAAAAAAGUGAAAAAAGCAUUUCACCAAGUAAGAACCCGACUGACCCAGGAGCACAGUUUAAAACUGGACGCCUUCCAGAGGCUAGAUGAGCUUCAGUAUCAGCUUUAUGACAUGGAAGCUGCAGCAUCCCAGAGAAAUUUAUCUGCAGGCUCUACAUCGUGGAUUCAGAAUGCAGGAAUAUCAACAUUCACAUUAAGCAGGGAUUCCAAACAGCACUUUUUGACUACUGGCUCUAUGCGUAGCAUCAACAGUGCAACUGAAGAGAGUCAACGACCUAAAACAAAAGAGUUUGGUUGUGGAGUUAUGGCUGAAUAUGUCUUGUUAUAA
Gekko japonicus is the source of this 2391-nucleotide messenger RNA. Its product is annotated as coiled-coil domain-containing protein 162-like. The transcript is spliced from 15 exons. The record is from RefSeq and is a predicted model, not a curated record. Lineage: Eukaryota; Metazoa; Chordata; Lepidosauria; Squamata; Gekkonidae. The coding region runs from base 1 to 2391 and encodes 796 amino acids.